Molecule: messenger RNA, 867 nt
Organism: Paramecium octaurelia
Lineage: Eukaryota; Ciliophora; Oligohymenophorea; Peniculida; Parameciidae
Source: the annotation of a GenBank genome assembly
UAUGGAGCAAAAAUUGCAAUUAUUAAAUUCAAGCAUUCAAGUCGACCCCCAUAAUCCUCAGAUUCCUUAAACCUUAAGGCAUUUGAAAGUAUUCUAAUAUUGUCUAAACUGUAGCUUGAAAUUUUUAAUGAAUUAGCUGUAAAUAGAUUGGGAACAGAAAAAUUAGCGUGUAAACUAUUUUUAAUAUCAUUAGUACAUUUCUGUGAAUUGGAAGUCACCUAUUUAUUAAUUUCAAAACAAAUUGAAAAUUUUGAAUUAGCAAUAGAAAGAUUAAUGAAAUUUUAUAAUUAAGGUCUUGAAAGUAAGGAUAAAGCUCACUACACUGGUAUCUACUUAAUUUAUUUACUAUCCUUUAAUAAGUAUUAAAUUUACCUAAAUAAUUGACUAGAUUUGCGUAAUAUUAUUCUUAGAUUGAAUUAUUGCCGAAAGAGACAUUCUAACAUCCUUUUGUUCAUUUUGUACUCUAAUUAGAGUACAAAUUGAGCAUAGGAAGUUAUUCUGAUCUUUUGGGGGAUUACCAUCCAACAGGAAUUGAGAAUGUAUUCUUAGAAAGAAUUAUGGACACUAUCAGGUAAAGCAAAUUGUUAAAAUUAGAUUAUAAACAGCUUUAAGUGCCAAUGCAUCUUACAAAUAUUUAACUAUAGAAAAUGCUAUUAAAUUAUUUAAUGUUAAAAGUAUUCAAGAAUUAUAAUCAUUUGCUUAAAAAUAACAUUUCAAAUGGAAAUUUGACAAUCAUCAUGUUUAUUUUGACAAUGUAAGUAAUCUAAAAUAAAUUGAUAGAUUCAAAACAUAGAGAAUCCCUUAAAUUCAGAAUUUUUGAUAGCAAAUUCCUUAAGAUAUGUUCAUGAGUUUGAUAAAAUUAUAUGA